AUGAGACUCAUCACACACAACAUGUUACAAUGCCACGUCAAAAACUGCAACACGAAUAACUUUCCAUUACGCUUUGAGGAUGCUCAAGUGGAGCUGAUUGAAGCAGAAUUCAACCCUGAUUUUAUGGCCAAUGUAUUAAAUAAACUUGACUGGGAUGCUCUCAGAAACACAGCCAUUCAGCUUGGUAUCAAUACACUUCCCGAGGAAAUUCCUGAAAAUGCUGAAGAGAAUGAAGAGUUUUUAAAGGUUUUACAUGCUGUCAUUUUAGAGACACAUGUUCAACAGGGACAAAUGAUUUGUCCCAACUGCAACCAUGUAUACAAGAUUAAAGACGGAAUUCCCAACAUGUUAUUAGCAGAGCACGAGAUUUAA
Messenger RNA from Rhizopus microsporus ATCC 52813, 372 nucleotides. Its product is annotated as Trm112p-domain-containing protein. The transcript has 3 exons. Gene Ontology annotation, molecular function: protein heterodimerization activity. The record is from RefSeq and is a predicted model, not a curated record. The coding region runs from base 1 to 372 and encodes 123 amino acids. Gene Ontology annotation, biological process: peptidyl-glutamine methylation; rRNA (guanine-N7)-methylation; tRNA methylation. NCBI's taxonomy places the organism in Eukaryota, Fungi, Mucoromycota, Mucoromycetes, Mucorales, Rhizopodaceae.